AUGAUGCAAGACCACGGUCCCGAAGUACAAAAGGGGCGGGCAUCGCCUCCACUAGGUCCCUUUGGAUAUUCAUUCCUCGCUCCCAUGGACACUCCCUAUGAACAGGCGCCCGCGCUUCCCCCGGGUCCCUCUCUUCUCGAUGAUAACGAAUCCAACAUGCUCGACAAUUUCUUUACCACAAUGAACGCCAACCAUUUCACCAACGACUUCUGGCUGCGCGGGCAGCAAAACAAAUCCUCCAACUUCGAAUGGUCCGAUGAACUACCACCGACCUUUGAAGGCUCGACGACCUCUCUGUCCCAACCGUCCUUCCAACACGGGAUCGGCAAACCCACGGAUAAUAAUGCACCCGCCGAUAUAUUUGCGGCGGCCUCUAUGCUAUACCAAAGCGGCAUGAACGCUCCUGAACUCGAGUCGGCGUUAGCUGGACAAACAUUUCCGGCACCGCUCCCCAUCAACGGGGCCCAAUUAAGUCCCAAGGAUGGGAGGCGCUUUUCGGCCGACCACUUAGGGCCAUCAGCCAACAUGUCACCGACCCGGGAGCGAGUCCCCGGAGGAUUCCACACCUCACAGAUGCUCUUCGAUGUGCAUAACCCAUUACCCGCCGACCAACAUCCAUCCAAGAAGGCCCGCGCCCUUCGCUGGGGGUCUGAUUCCAAUUUUAUGGAUCAAGGCUACAUAGCCCCACCGGACGUACCCGAUGACGAAGCGCGAACGGAAGAGCUGUUGGAGAAUCUGCAAUGCUUCGAGCCGCAGAGAAGUGCAGACAAUACUCGUCCCCCCAGUCCGGAACGGAUAGCAGGUGCGCGCAUUUCUGCCUUCAAAGGCAACGGGAUGGAAGAUGGUGCACAGCCACGUAAACGGCAGCGCACGCUGGUGAAGGAGGAAGACGAUGCAUUCUCCGACGAGGAUGACCUACGACCUCAGUCCCGCAAGUCCAAACCUCUCAUGGGCAUCAAGGGCCGGCGUACAUCCGCCGAUAUGUCCCGGAGAUCCCGAAUGACACCCGGCUCCAAAGCACCCCGCGAAAAUCUCACAGAGGAGCAAAAGAGAACCAACCACAUCCUGUCCGAGCAGAAACGCCGGAACCUGAUCCGCCAGGGCUUCGAUGAUCUCUGUUCGCUGGUACCCAGUCUCCACGGGGGUGGGUUUAGCAAAAGUGCCAUGCUCACACAGGCGGCGGACUGGCUAGAGGAUGUCCUGCGUGGCAAUGAGAUUCUGCGGGCCCAGUUGGCCGAUCUCAAGGGCAUUAAUGGUUUAGUGAUGCCGCGAUGA
Molecule: messenger RNA, 1275 nt
Organism: Penicillium riverlandense
Lineage: Eukaryota; Fungi; Ascomycota; Eurotiomycetes; Eurotiales; Aspergillaceae
Product: basic helix-loop-helix domain-containing protein
Exons: 2
Coding region: 1-1275 (424 amino acids)
Biological process (GO): regulation of transcription by RNA polymerase II
Molecular function (GO): DNA-binding transcription factor activity, RNA polymerase II-specific; RNA polymerase II cis-regulatory region sequence-specific DNA binding; protein dimerization activity
Source: RefSeq, a predicted model, not a curated record